AUGGAGCAGGAACCGCGGAUUUCUAUGACGGUGGAAGAUUACGACACCGCCAUGGAUUCCGACUGCGAAUCGUCGGUUGUCCCCCAAUUCAGAGAUUUCGCGAGGAACGGGAUGGUGAGGGUGGGAGUGGAUCAAGCCAAGUACGUCGUGGUUGAGAAGAUGUUUAGGGCUGGACUGGGGGUUCUCGGCGAGGGACUUAAUGUGGUUGCUCUUCACAUGAAUUCUUCCUCCAGCAUCGCGAGGCACGCCAGGCUUGAAGCUUUCCGCCUCUACUCCCGCGCGGUGGCGGUGAAUCGCGGGGGCGAUGCCAAUAUUAGGUUUGCUUGGUACGGCGGUGCGCGGGAUGAGAUUUUGGGGAUUGUUACUCAUGGAUUUGGGAGGUGUAGCGAUUUUGAAGACCGCGUUUCCAACGGCAUUGGGGUUUAUUUAUCCCCCGCGAAUUUUCCGAUUGAUGGUGACUCACGUUAUCUUAUUUCCCCUUUUAUUCAACAUUAA
This is a messenger RNA of Salvia splendens (bonfire salvia), 495 nucleotides long. RefSeq names its product probable inactive poly [ADP-ribose] polymerase SRO2. NCBI's taxonomy places the organism in Eukaryota, Viridiplantae, Streptophyta, Magnoliopsida, Lamiales, Lamiaceae. The transcript has a single exon. The coding region runs from base 1 to 495 and encodes 164 amino acids. The record is from RefSeq and is a predicted model, not a curated record.